Drosophila innubila is the source of this 856-nucleotide messenger RNA. RefSeq lists its product as uncharacterized. The coding region runs from base 59 to 778 and encodes 239 amino acids. The record is from RefSeq and is a predicted model, not a curated record. The transcript has a single exon. NCBI's taxonomy places the organism in Eukaryota, Metazoa, Arthropoda, Insecta, Diptera, Drosophilidae.
CCUCAGCUAAGCCUUGAAUUUAACUGUCAAAUUAUUUAAGUCUCUGGCAUAUUAAAAUAUGAAUCCAAUUGAACCAGAAAUCUAUGGCAUCCCACCCGACCUGACCAUACAGCACGGAGUCCGCAUCUACGCAUUGAGUGUGAUCUUUGCCAUCGUUGCCAUCUUUCAAUGGGUCUUUGUUGGAUAUUUAUCGGACUGGAGCAAGCAUCGAAUGCCACCAGUACGGUAUGGGUAUUGGCUAGUCGGUUCUUUCUUUGGAAUCUCUGUUCUAUCCUGUACGGCACUUGGUCGCAAGUUUCCCUGCAAUAUAUUUCUCAUUGCGAUCAUUGUCGAGAGCUCAACACUGUACAUUGCCGUAGAACAGCAGAAUACCAGGGGAAUAUUGGUUAAUAUCUAUGCGUGCCUCAUUGUGAUAUCCGUGGUGGUUGCCUCUAUCAUCUACGGUGCGUACUUCCCAAUGCGGUUAGUUCCCGGCGAUUUGCUGCUCAGUGUCCUGGUUGCUUUGGGAAAUAUCAUGUUGUUGGUCUUUUUUUUAAACGCCUACAUAUUCGAGUCCCCCUCCGUGUUUAUAGUUGUACGCAAUUAUUUUGCGUUUGUCGCUGUAACUAUGAUCAUGUAUACGGCAACGAUUAUACAUGAUCGACAGUUUUAUGUGCCGAAGAACGAGUAUCUAUUUCUCAGUGUUUUAUUAUUCUUCGGUCACAUGAUAUUGCACGAGAGAAUCCUUGCUUUAUCUCUAAAAGAGGCCAAUCGUGUGGAUUGUAACGCUUUUAUAUAAUCAGAAUAAUAUGGAGUAGACUUAUUUGUGAAAGAAUUUAGUAAUAAACAGAUAUUGUAUCUUGGUAUGCCUACCAAC